AUGUAUUUCUGUGUUACUUGUACAACAGUAGGUGAAUUAUUGUAUCCAAUAUUACGUGAUGUCGAUUUAAUAGAAGCGACUGAAACUAUAAGUGAUAUUUUAGGUGCUUCAAUGGUUGUUUUAAAAUUUACAAUUAUCAUAUGGAGACGACGUGAUUUAUACAGAUUACUUAAAAGUGCACAUAUUGUACGAAGUAAAAUGGUUGUAAAAGAAACUGAUCCAAAACUGAAAGCAUUAGAAACAAAAAGUCACAAAGAAGCUUCAAUAGUAACAAUGAUAAUGUUAGUGCUAAUCGGUGGUACAAUUGCUGCUUACAAUAUAAACUUUCUAUUCUGUAUACAUUUGGAAUCUAUAUUCAGCCCAUGCAUUUUAGUCCAAUUUGUUUUAAGUGGAGUAACAUUAAGUUUAGUUGCAUUUCAAGUCACGCUCGACAAUGUUGGAAUGGACAGAAAAGUAAAAUACAUGCAAUUCUUUUUUUUAAUUGUUGGUUCAUUAUUUGUCUACUGUUGGUAUGGUGAGAAAAUAUCAAAAGAAUCAAAAUCGAUUGGUGAUUCACUUUAUAACACAGAUUGGUACAACAUGACCAAAGAAUUUAAGUAUUUAGUCAUUCAAAUGAUAUUUCGAUCACAAAAACCAGUCUAUAUAACUGCUUGGGGAUUUAUUAACGCUACUUUACAAUCGUAUACCGCGGUGUUAAAAACCUCAGUUUCGUAUUUUGCACUUUUAAGAACAUUGGGGAGUGACGAUGACGUACAAGUAUAA
Chrysoperla carnea is the source of this 762-nucleotide messenger RNA. RefSeq names its product odorant receptor 13a-like. Gene Ontology annotation, molecular function: olfactory receptor activity; odorant binding. Gene Ontology annotation, cellular component: plasma membrane. The record is from RefSeq and is a predicted model, not a curated record. The transcript is spliced from 6 exons. The coding region runs from base 1 to 762 and encodes 253 amino acids. Gene Ontology annotation, biological process: sensory perception of smell; detection of chemical stimulus involved in sensory perception of smell. Lineage: Eukaryota; Metazoa; Arthropoda; Insecta; Neuroptera; Chrysopidae.